AUGGGAACUGCAGCGCCCCGGGCAGGAGAAGCCGGGCGACAAGGGGUGGGAACACGGUGAGAUGUGCGGCAUGGUACGUGUCCUGCCGCCCCGUUGCGCAGCACCCUUUUCUGUCUCCUCCACGACAUAUCCUCCCUCCCUCAUCUCCCUUUCAACCAGCACCUUCCAGAGUACAUAACGCCUCCGCAGCCGCAGAACAAUGCCCGACACACACUUUCCUCAGUACUACGCCCCAGCUGCGCCGCUGCAGUACACAGCGACUGCUAAGGGUCAGCAGGAGGACAAUACCGCCUACGCCAUCGACGAGGUCGACUACUCCAAACAGAACUUCGAUUUCUUCCACUUCGGUCCUGGGGCUACGGGUAUCGUCGCGCCCCACCCCGACCAGUUCGAGUCCGAGCUCGACUCGUCACUUGCCGCGUUCGACGCCGAGCUCAGUCUCCUCCCCAUCGAAACAACUGGAGACAUCUUCUCCUUCCUGCGCUCCGACACUCCCACUUGCGGCCCUCCUUCGACCUUCACCGUCUCGUCCGAGUCGGUGUCAGGUUAUGACUCGGGCUACGCCGACUCUCUCUCAGCAUACAGUUUCAACGCGCAGUCUCCCACGCCCAACUAUCCCGCGAGCAACUACUCGUACACCCAGGAGCUCGACAUGGAUUUCAAGCGCAUGGGUCUUCCCGGCUCUGCCGCGCCGGCUCAAGAUGAGCGCAAGUUCACGAGCGCUUCGCCCAGCGCAAGUAUCCGCAGCUCGCCUAAGAGCAUGCCCAUCGCGCGCUACUCUCCGCAGAACUUCUCCCCGCGCGGGAGCUUCUCCGACUAUGAGCCCGCCCAGCCGCAGCACGCCCGCAUGGCUAGCUCUGCGGCUUCGGACUACUACCCGCAAGCGCAGGUCAGCAAGUCGUUUAACUACGGAGGCGUGUCCCAGCAGACCGUGUCACCGUCGAACGUUUCGCCGUCUGUGCCCGGCGUGCCCACCAUCCCCAUGCUCAACAGUGCCCCCAUGGCCAGGAAGAUGGACGAGAUGUCGCAGGACUCGAAGAAGAAGUACCAGUGCCCGUCGUGCCCUCGAGCCUUCGCCAGGGCCUACAACCUCAAGACGCACAUCCAGACCCACGACCCCAACCGUGCUAAGCCAUACAUCUGCCAUCACAAGUCGUGUGGCAGGUCGUUCAGUCGUAAGCACGACCUGACUCGCCACCUCGUCUCCAUACAUCGCUCGGACGCUAUGCCGGCGUCGUCGACGUCUAUUGGUGUUGGCAAGGGACCCCGAGGCUGGUGCGACAACUGCGGCAAAGGUUGGGUCGGCAAGGACAAGGACUGCGAGUGCGAGUGCGACGAGAAGUAGACGAUGGCUGUUCACUAUGCUCCUACCCUCCUAUGGUUUGCGUGCGUUACUGUUCCUCCGUUCUUCAUGUCAAGGUGCUUAUGCGUUGGUGACAGUUCGAGCAACACUCGCGUCCGUCCGAAUGGUGUCCAGCGUGUCGUCGGUCUAUCGUGGUCGUCUUCGACCGACGUGCUCUACACUGUGACGACGUUAUACAUGCGUCGGUCGGUGUUCUGCCCAUGUCCCUUCCGCCCAUGUUACCUCUUAUCACCUCUUACCUACUGUCUACGUUGACAUGCGCGUGUUCUGUGCUAGCUGUGGAUGAAGGUUCUCGUAUGUCGUGGUACCUGUUCUGCGUGUGAAUGAUCGGCCUACGUCUCAUCCUGCUCGGCUGUGUUGUGUAGAUAUGUUCUGCCCUGACUAUUUAUGUGCGGCUGCGUAAUGAUUGCUUCUAAAUGUAUGUACUGCAUGAUAUGCUAUUAUUUUGCCUCCA
Molecule: messenger RNA, 1817 nt
Organism: Fomitopsis serialis
Lineage: Eukaryota; Fungi; Basidiomycota; Agaricomycetes; Polyporales; Fomitopsidaceae
Exons: 2
Coding region: 200-1345 (381 amino acids)
Cellular component (GO): nucleus
Source: RefSeq, a predicted model, not a curated record